GAUAACCCAGUGUACCCUACCCAGCUUGAUGACUCAGUGCCCGCUGUCGAGCCAGACGAUCCAAUGCCAGCUGAUGCCAGAUGACCCGAUGUCCGCUGUCGAGCCAGAUGACCUGAUGCCAGAUGACCCGAUGCCCGCUGCUCCGCCUGAUGGCCCGGUGCCCGCUGCCUUGCCUGCUGCCCAGCCUGCCGUGCCUCUUCCUGCUGCCCAGCCUGCAGUGCCUCUGCCUGCUGCCCAGCCUGCCGUGCCUCUGCCUGCUGUCCCGCCUGACGUGCCUCUGCCUGCAGUCCCGCCUGACAUGCCUCUGCCUGCUGCCCAGCCUGACGUACCAGCUCCUGAUGCCCAGCCUGCUUCUGGAAAUCUUGUCUCCAGCAAUCUGCCUUCCUGCAGUCUCCUACAAAAAGAUAGGUCUAUCAGCAGGAGACCCAGCCAAUCCCUUGAUUCCGGCAGUGGGAUGUCCAGCCAGUUGCCGGACCCAGGCGGUGGAACAUUUGGGCCAUUACGGACUGUUUGGAGCGUCCUGAGGCCGCUCCUUGAGGGGGGAGUACUGUCAGGAUAGGACUUGCCAGUGGUGGUGGGACUCACCUGCCUUGUGAGCUGCAGUACCAGGGCUGGCCAGCGGGUGCUCUCAGCAA
Staurois parvus is the source of this 635-nucleotide messenger RNA. Lineage: Eukaryota; Metazoa; Chordata; Amphibia; Anura; Ranidae. The record is from the annotation of a GenBank genome assembly.